Messenger RNA from Staurois parvus, 291 nucleotides. The record is from the annotation of a GenBank genome assembly. NCBI's taxonomy places the organism in Eukaryota, Metazoa, Chordata, Amphibia, Anura, Ranidae.
AUUCAGACAGGGGUGUAUUUACCACAAGGUAAACAAGGCAUUUGCCUAGGGCGGCAUUUUUUAGGGGGCGGUAUUGCCCCCCAGAAGAAGGGACAUAUGCAGCAUGGGGACCGGGUGGGAUCCGAGAGAGGCUGCGGGCUGCUUGAUGAUGUAUGCAGAGCCCUACUGUCAUUUCUGUGGAUAUCCAGAGCUGUGAAGGUGAGUGUCUUUCUCUCUGCUCUCUCCAUGGGGAGGGGGGGGGGGGGGGGGGGUCUGGUGUUGGUCGGUGUAAGGCUCUCUUCACCAGGGAGG